AUGGCUCGUCAAUCAGACACCUCCUCGUACACCACCAUGUCUGAUUCUCACAGCACCGAGUCUCACCACCCUACCCGGGAGGAUCCAGUUGUGGACGCAGCAACUUCGUCCCAUGCAAGAAGACCUAAGGAAACGAUACUAUCUGGCAAUCGAGAUGUUCCUGGGGUUUCUGUUCCCUUGAACACAAUCAUUCCUGACAUUGCUGCAUGUCAAGAUAAAGCUGUUGUGUUGAGAAAAAAUGUCACUGACAAUGUUGAGCAACCAGAUGCUCAUGAGGGAUCAAAGGUUGAAAAACCCUCAGGCAAAGUAAGAAGUGAGAAGGCCAAUGUUACUCAAAGUGUUGAGGACAAUCCUAGGGCUGAGACGAUUAACGUGGAAGAGCUCUCAGACAAUGAACUUCUGGCUACAGUUGUCCCUAGGAUAGCCAAGAGAGUCAGGACCAGAAGGGAGAAAAAGGCUGUGGAGCUGAAGUCCCCCUCCAAGGAGGUUGGUGCAACAAAUCCUCACAAGCAACCAGAGUCAGAGAGUACACACAAGAGGAAAAGCUAUGGUCCUACAAAAGCUUGGAGCAAAGAGGUGCCUAAGAAGUUGAAGACCAAAGCUGUGGUGGUUGAGUCUGAAUCUGAUGCCCCAUGUGAUGUCACAGCAUCCAUGUCCAGGAAGAAACCCUCUUCCAGUAGGUUGGCAACCAGUGUCCCAGAAGUUCCCAUUGACAAUCAUGUCCCUGACAUUGUCUUGACAUCGGGAGAGACUUCCAAAGCUGGCAACCAACCAGACAAAGCUGAUGUUAUUACAGUUCUCAAAGAGACCUGCAAAGAGCUGGGAGCUAGAAAGCAUGCACUGGAACAGCUCAUCUUGCAGCUGGAGUCUACUGCUGAGGACACGGAUGGAGCUGAAGGGCAAAUGGCUGAGGAGGAGGAAGAGGCCAGCUCUGAAGAGGAGGCUGAUGAGGAGGCUGAUGAUGAGGCAGAGGAUUAA
Molecule: messenger RNA, 978 nt
Organism: Lathyrus oleraceus (garden pea)
Lineage: Eukaryota; Viridiplantae; Streptophyta; Magnoliopsida; Fabales; Fabaceae
Exons: 3
Coding region: 1-978 (325 amino acids)
Source: RefSeq, a predicted model, not a curated record